GCUACAUGGUGAGACCCUGUCUCAGAAACAAACAAGCAAAACCAAAACAUUCCAGAACAGCGACAGAAAAUGAAUAUGCUUCUGGGGGAGGGUAUCCCUUUAAAUGGCUACUAGGAGAGAGUUCUGGAAUCUCUGCUGCCUCACAGAGAGCCACCCUCCCUCCCCGCCAUCCUGUGGGCUGUCUGUCCCAGGGGACCAGGCUCUGCUUCCUUGGCAUGGGGGUGAAGAGGAGCCUUCAGACUGGAGGCAAUUUGCUUAAUCUCUUGACCAGCAUCCUCACAAUACUGUCCACUGCUACCAACUACUGGAUCCGACAACAGGGAGGCCACAGUGGCCUGUGGCAGGAGUGUAGCCAUGGCAUCUGCUCCAACAUUCCCUGCCAGAACACCCUGGCGGUGACCGCAGCGUGCAUGGUGUUGGCAGCAACCUUCAGUAUCAUAUCUUUGGGGCUGGGGAUGAGGAUUCGGUGUCAAGAGGGCGAGUCACUGCGUAGCCAGAAUGCCAUUGUCUUACUUUUUCUCAGCGGUGGGCGUGGCCCAGGGCUGUUGCUGCUGAUUGCAUUGGCUGGAUACACUGCAAAGAAUGCCUGGAAGCCGGAUGUCUUCUUCUCCUGGUCCUACUUUUUCGGAUGGCUGGCUUUACCCUUCUCGUUUCUUGCGGGUAACCAGCCCAAGGGGAAGAGGGUGGAGACUACCCCGCUAGAUGACUCCCCACCCCAGAAACUUCCCAGUCACCUGUUCUCCCAGGAAAGCCCACAAUGACUUCCAGGGACUCCCCAACACCUGCACUCCAGAUUCCAGCACACCCGGUGGAGACGCCCUUGGAGUCCCCAUCCCUAGUCCCCAGGCAGGCCAGGUCAUCCGCCCUAGGGCCCACCUUCCUCCCCCGGCUCUGCACUCCCCUCCUGCCAGGCUUCUGCUUUCUGCUGGCGGACAUGAUCAUGCAGAGCACCGAAGCUAUCAGCGGGUUCCCAGUGUGCCUGUGAAUGCGGCCUGACUGGGGCAGAAUAAAGGAAAUGCUUUUAGUUCCGAUCCUGCGUGCUUUUCUGCUGAACGUAGAUAGGCUUGAAGACAACGGGGACACGGAUGUGGGGACCUGUAGAGUAAAAGAGGUCCGGAGGAAUGUGGGUUGGUGGGAGCGAAGACACGGAUACUGGAACAUCGAAUGGACCCGGGGUGGGGGUCACGGGAGACGUGGGCGAAGGGAGAGAGUAUGAGGAUUAGCCGA
This is a messenger RNA of Peromyscus leucopus (white-footed mouse), 1227 nucleotides long. RefSeq names its product claudin domain containing 2 (gene Cldnd2). The transcript is spliced from 4 exons. The record is from RefSeq and is a predicted model, not a curated record. NCBI's taxonomy places the organism in Eukaryota, Metazoa, Chordata, Mammalia, Rodentia, Cricetidae. Gene Ontology annotation, cellular component: plasma membrane. Bases 6 to 761 code for a protein of 251 amino acids.